This is a messenger RNA of Penicillium maclennaniae, 252 nucleotides long. Its product is annotated as MMtag domain-containing protein. The transcript is spliced from 2 exons. NCBI's taxonomy places the organism in Eukaryota, Fungi, Ascomycota, Eurotiomycetes, Eurotiales, Aspergillaceae. The record is from RefSeq and is a predicted model, not a curated record. The coding region runs from base 1 to 252 and encodes 83 amino acids.
AUGGAUCUUGUUGCUGGUGUACGCAAAGAAGGCAGCCGGGCUAAUAUGACGUUCCCAAUCAGUGGCGGCCGGACCGAGUUCAAAUGGUCCGAUGUCAAGGACUCGUCACAUCGCGAGAACUAUUUGGGCCAUUCACUGAUGGCCCCGGUCGGACGAUGGCAGCAGGAAAAGAUCUUUCGUGGUACGCCAAGGGCGAUGAAGGCGAUGAAGAAGCGCAAGCUCGCAAACAACGCGAAGAGCUCCAGCGAGUGA